This is a messenger RNA of Monodelphis domestica (gray short-tailed opossum), 6822 nucleotides long. RefSeq names its product cullin 5 (gene CUL5). Lineage: Eukaryota; Metazoa; Chordata; Mammalia; Didelphimorphia; Didelphidae. Gene Ontology annotation, cellular component: cullin-RING ubiquitin ligase complex. Gene Ontology annotation, biological process: ubiquitin-dependent protein catabolic process. Gene Ontology annotation, molecular function: ubiquitin protein ligase binding. The record is from RefSeq and is a predicted model, not a curated record.
AGCCAUCGAAGACCAGUGGCAAGACAAAAGUCAAAACAAUUCACAAUGGCUUGGGAUGCAGUGGAGACCUUGGCUUCUUCCAUGUCUGGCCAAAUUCUAAGCGUGUCCUAAUGGUCUGCUUCAGCUUGCCCACCUACAUGGCCAUUGGAACAGAUUGUUCUCAUCCUCUCCAUCCAUUGCAGGAGAUUUCAUCAAAUGUCUGGGAUAGAUAUCUCCCUAACUCAGCUUUGAGGCCUAUCAGUUACCCUCAACCUGGUUUAGCCCACCUGCUCAGAUGGUUUACUGAGGAGUGCUCCUCCAGUUUCUUGAGUCACAGGUGAGAGCUGGGUGGCAGAUGGACACCAGAAGAGGAACGCAGCCCUGAAAAGGGCCCAACUGGAACACCUUACAUAUCUCAAUCUACAAGCAGCUAGGUGACAUAGUAGAUAAGAGUGCUGGACCUGAAAUCAAGAAGAUCUGAGUUCAGAUGUGGCAUCAGACAUUUAUUAGCUCUGUGAGCCUGAACAAUUUGCUUCAGUUUCCUCAUUUGGAAAAUGAACUGGGGGGAAAAAAAAAGACAAAUCACUCUAGCAACUUCCCUAGUAAGAAUGGCAUGAAAUACAUAAGCAAUAAUACCCUUGCCAAUAUUAUUUGCAAGUGACAUGGAAGAUGUUUAAUGCCAAUUCCAGUUGGAAAAGGAGUAUCUUAUAGAUGAUGGGAUUCUCCAAAUGCUUCUGUUUAUAGCUCACAUUUUGCUGAUUGGAUGAAAGCCUGGAGCAUUAAAAGCCUACUAAAUGAGACCUGUAAUAUCACAGAAGAGAUAAAACAAGUUGUCCCUUCAGGAAAAACCAAGUGGAUGAACAAUGCCUAUUGUCCAAAGUAUGAUAUACAAUUAGAUGGUCAUCCCAUUAGAAUAAAGGCUCACUACAGUUUGAAGAUAAAUGGGAUUUUAUGCGUCCUAUUGUUCUGAAGCUUUUACGCCAGGAAUCUGUAACAAAACAGCAGUGGUUUGAUUUGUUUUCGGAUGUCCAUGCAGUUUGUCUGUGGGAUGAUAAAGGCCCAGCAAAAAUCCAUCAGGCUUUGAAAGAAGAUAUACUUGACUUUAUUAAACAAGCACAGGCAAGAGUACUGAGCCAUCAGGAUGAUACAGCAUUGCUAAAAGCUUAUAUUGUAGAGUGGAGAAAAUUUUUUACUCAGUGUGAUAUCUUACCUAAACCAUUCUGUCAGCUAGAGAUUACAUUAAUGGGUAAACAGGGCAGUAACAAAAAAUCGAAUGUGGAAGACAGUAUUGUUAGAAAGCUAAUGCUUGAUACAUGGAAUGAAUCAAUCUUUUCAAAUAUAAAGAAUAGACUCCAGGAUAGUGCAAUGAAGCUGGUUCAUGCAGAGAGACUGGGAGAAGCUUUUGAUUCUCAAUUGGUGAUUGGAGUAAGAGAAUCCUAUGUUAAUCUCUGUUCAAAUCCUGAGGAUAAGCUUCAAAUUUAUCGAGACAAUUUUGAAAAGGCAUACUUGGAUUCUACAGAAAGAUUUUAUAGAACACAGGCUCCUUCUUAUUUACAACAAAAUGGUGUACAGAACUAUAUGAAAUAUGCAGAUGCUAAAUUAAAAGAAGAAGAAAAAAGAGCACUGCGGUAUUUAGAAACGAGGCGAGAAUGUAAUUCUGUAGAAGCACUCAUGGAAUGCUGUGUAAAUGCCCUGGUGACAUCAUUUAAAGAGACAAUUUUAGCAGAGUGCCAAGGCAUGAUAAAGCGAAAUGAAACUGAAAAGCUACACUUAAUGUUUUCUUUAAUGGACAAAGUUCCUAAUGGAAUAGAGCCAAUGUUGAAAGAUUUAGAAGAACAUAUAGUGAGUGCUGGCCUAGCAGAUAUGGUAGCAGCUGCUGAAACUAUUACUACUGAUUCUGAAAAAUAUGUUGAACAGUUACUUACACUAUUUAAUCGAUUUAGUAAACUUGUCAAAGAAGCAUUUCAAGAUGAUCCACGAUUUCUUACUGCAAGAGAUAAGGCAUACAAAGCUGUUGUGAAUGAUGCUACAAUUUUUAAACUUGAAUUACCAUUAAAGCAGAAAGGGGUUGGAUUAAAAACACAACCUGAAUCAAAAUGCCCUGAACUCCUUGCCAAUUACUGUGACAUGUUGCUAAGAAAAACACCACUAAGCAAAAAGCUAACCUCUGAAGAAAUUGAAGCCAAACUUAAAGAAGUGCUCUUGGUACUUAAAUAUGUGCAAAACAAAGAUGUUUUUAUGAGAUAUCACAAAGCUCACUUAACACGGCGUCUGAUUCUGGAUAUCUCCGCUGACAGUGAAAUUGAAGAGAAUAUGGUAGAAUGGCUAAGAGAAGUGGGCAUGCCGGCAGAUUAUGUAAACAAGCUUGCUAGGAUGUUCCAGGACAUUAAAGUGUCAGAAGAUUUGAACCAAGCUUUUAAGGAAAUGCACAAGAAUAAUAAACUGGCUUUACCAGCUGACUCAGUGAAUAUUAAAAUUCUGAAUGCUGGUGCCUGGUCCAGAAGCUCUGAAAAAGUAUUUGUUUCCCUUCCCACUGAGCUAGAGGAUUUGAUCCCUGAAGUAGAAGAAUUCUACAAAAAAAAUCACAGUGGCAGAAAAUUACAUUGGCACCAUCUCAUGUCAAAUGGAAUUAUAACAUUUAAGAAUGAAGUUGGGCAGUAUGACUUAGAGGUAACAACAUUUCAACUGGCUGUACUAUUUGCUUGGAACCAAAGACCAAGGGAAAAGAUCAGUUUUGAAAACCUUAAGCUAGCAACUGAACUUCCAGAUGCUGAACUUAGAAGAACUUUAUGGUCUCUUGUAGCUUUUCCAAAGCUCAAACGACAAGUUUUAUUGUAUGAACCACAAGUCAUCUCACCCAAAGACUUUACAGAAGGGACCCUCUUCUCAGUGAACCAGGAAUUCAGUUUAAUAAAAAAUGCAAAAGUUCAGAAAAGGGGUAAGAUUAACUUGAUUGGGCGGUUGCAACUCACCACUGAAAGAAUGAGAGAAGAGGAGAAUGAAGGAAUAGUUCAGCUAAGAAUAUUAAGAACCCAGGAGGCUAUCAUCCAAAUAAUGAAAAUGAGAAAGAAAAUUAGUAAUGCUCAACUACAGACUGAACUAGUAGAAAUUUUGAAAAAUAUGUUCUUACCACAAAAGAAAAUGAUAAAAGAGCAAAUUGAAUGGCUUAUAGAGCACAAAUAUAUCAGAAGAGAUGAGUCAGAUAUCAACACUUUCAUAUACAUGGCAUAAUUUUGAAGACUGUGGAAGAUAUGGAAAAACCAGAUGGUGGUGUGCUUGGGCAGACGGUUGCAACAGUGUGUGCUGGAACUCAUUUGGACUUUUAUUACAUAAAUAUCAAAAUUCCUGCCUUACCUUACAAAAGGACUAUAUUUUGCCAAUUCAUCAAUUAGCAUGAUGGCACUCCCUUCAUGUUGCACACUUUUAACAGCAUGCUGUUUUUUGGGGAAACUUGCAUUCAUGAAGAGCCCAUUGUGAGCUUUUAAAAUUUGAUUUCUUUUAUACCCACCAGGAAAAUUACAGGUUCUUAGGAGUGGAAGGUGGGGGAGGUACUGGGGAAGGAUAUUCUUUUUUUUCUUCCUUUUUCUUCCUUUUUUAUUUAAAAGAUAAACAGUACUUGCACAAGGAAUGGUCUUCGAAUAUUCAUGCACUGAAGAACUGCUGGCUGUUUUGUUUUUUAAAUGCAAGUAGUCCUAGAAAUAGCACUUUCAGUUAUUUGUGAUCCACAGAGUUAUGUACUGUCUACCUUUGGUGAACUGUUUUGUAUAACAUUGGGAGAGACAUACAUCACAGUUGAAAAGAUAACUCUUUGUUACAAUAUUCACUUGUUGGCUCAAACAGUGCUUCAGUAUGUAGUAACUGGAUCUUAAUGAUACACGGGUGAUGUAAAUUAUUUCCAUCUUUUAAAUCUUGGCUUCCUUUAAGAGGGAGAUCAUCUCUUCCUUGUUUGCUGUAAUGUGGCAUGGAUAUUUUUAUCUAUUUGGCCAAGUAGUUUAACAUAUCCUUUUGAAGAAAUAAAUGAAAUAGUUGCUUCAUUUGUUUAAAAAAAUAUUGUUACACAGUUAAUUUUCAAGGCCUGCAGUAGUAAAAUGAACAUAUGUUAAAUGUGUUUGGUGGUACAUUUAAGAUUUGUGAUCCAAAUAUCUGCUACAUAUAAUUAAUAUUUAUGUUUCAGAUAUCUGAUAAGUGCAUUAAGAACAAUACAAAAACUCCUACUUGGAAUGUGACACAUUUACAUGAGUGAUUUUCUCAUUUUUAUACUACUAACAUUAAAAACAAUACAAAAACUCCUGCUUGGAAUGGGACACAUUUACAUUAUUGAUUUUCUCAUUUUUAUAUGACUAACGUUUCAUUUUUUUACAGCCCCAAAUAAAUUUCCGGGGAGGAAAGGAUACAAGGAAGCUACUUUUUUUUAAGAGACCUAUAAAUCACCUUGAAGUGGGAGAUAUAAGAAGUAUCAUCAUAAGAUGACCUAUAAACAAAUAAGCAUAAUUGAUACAACCUUAGAAUGAGCAGCAAACUUGCCAAAUAUAUAGGCUUACAUAUGAACAAUUAGCAUUUUUAAUAUGUUCCAAUGGCAACAAUUACCUUGUUUCUUUCUGUCAGUCAAUCCAAAGUAGUAACUUAAUGGUUUCUGGUACCCUGAUUCCCAGAAUAAUAGAGUUCUUUGGACUUGGGGACAUAAGUAGUAAUUUAAAAAAAAGAAAAGGGAAAAAAUUUAUUCCCCAUUGGGAAAGAAAAGCUCAAGUUGGAUUUUUAUUCAUUGUGGUGCAAGUUUCAAUUUUUCUUGCAAAUAAUUAUUUUAUAUACUGUGUGAUGUAAAAUAUCAGAAUUUUUCAGAAACAAUAUGAUUUUCAUGAAGAGAGUAGGAAAUGAAAUGCUGCAGUGCUGAAAGGAGUAUAGGAUUCUGUAAUUAGCAGCAUGUAUUUAAGAGCAUUUUGUAGACUUAAAUUCCCAACCCCCAAAAUGUUGUUGGAGGUUGCUACUAUUAAGGAGAGAAAGCAAAUAAAAAACUUAGAUUAAGUUUUUGCUGGUUAUAUUCUUAUGCUUGUUCUGAAGCUCAUAGGAAUUGGAAUUUUUUUGUUUAGAAAGUUAAAAUGUUGCAGUUCACUUUUUAAGAUAGCUUGGAAGUGUCAAAAACAUUAGUUCAUAAAUGUUCAGAAUUGAACUAAAAUUAACGCAUGUUAUUUUCUAGUUACAUAAAGGCUAACAAUGGAUGAAAUUUGGAAAAAUAAAAUUUGUAAUAAUAAUGGUGACUUUAUGUGUAACAAAGCUUUUAAUAUUGGCACAUUUACUUGUAAUACAAGAAUGCCAGAAUAGGAAAUAAUUGGGUAAAAUUGACAUGCCACUUUGAAAGUUUAAGGUCUUUCUGCCAUAAUUGUCUUGAGCACUUUUUUUAGAUUCCUAAUCUUUCUGUCAUUUAACUUAAGAAUGAGAGCCAUGAUGUGUUGACCUGUGAGGCAAGCAAAAUACAAAAGUGGGUAGCUCAAAGCCCAUAGCAGACUUUUCUAUUAAAUUUUGUAAAAUUUUGUUUCAUAGCUAAUUAUGUCCUAAUUAUAUUUUGCGCAUCCAGACAGGAACAAAUACUGUAGCAUUGUAGUUAUCUUACAUUUUCUGGUAUAUAUACAAAAUUAAUAACUAAUAAGUUAUCAAACUACUUUUCAGUGUUUGUGGAAACCAUUAGUUAACAAGGUGCCUAUAACAUUGUUUGGUUUUAUUUAACUAUGUUUUGACUACAAAUUUGCUAUGUUAAAAAAAUGAAAAACUACACCAGCAGCUUGCUAAAGAUACAGAAUCACGUUUAGCAUCCUUCAUCAGGUCAGUUUCACCUAUAUGCACUUAAAAGCUAGUGUUAUUCAGGCUAGGGGAGAUAGCUGAAGUAAAGUGUUAUUUGUGAGGAGUUUUCACAGAUAAAAUGAAAGAUGUUCUUCACUUGCAAUAUGGCAACAAUGCACUUUUAAAAGCUUAAUUUUAGCUUUGAAUAUUUAUCUCCAAAGACCUAGCUUACACAGGUGCUGCAUCUGGAAAGUAGAGACAACUGUUGCCACAUACACUGCCAUAGUGAAUGGAUGUGAGACAAAAUUGACCAAAUAAAAACAUGACAGAUUGUAAAUCACAUUUCUAAUAAGUUUCAAUGAAAAACUAAUACAGGUUUUUUUUCUGUUCCAAUGAUUUAAUGAAGAUCUGCAUAUAAAUUCUCAAGUCUUCCAUAUUUUUCAUUACACAGGUGGUCUCCCUCGUUUUUGUUGACCUAUAUAUCUCUUGCUUGUUUUGAGCAUGAGUAAAAUGUUCCAAAAUGAACAACUGUUAGCUUUCUUGUUUUCACUUUAAUAUGUAAAAUUUAGUAUGAUAUGAUAAAAUUUAGAAACAUGAUCUGAAUAGUCAGAAAACCUUUUACAUUAGGAUGUUAUUUUUCCUGUAAAGUGCAAAUUCUAACAAUUCAGUUUGGGCGAGAGAUUUGCUAGUUUUACAGAAAGAUUUACUAUCUUAAACUGUGUUUUUUCUAUUUUUACGUAAAUGACUGGGAUGCUAUCUUGUAAAUUAUUCAAACGACUUGGUGAAAUAAACAGUACAUGAAAGCCUUCCUGUCAUAUACAUUAUAUGUAGUCUGGAGUAUUGAAAAAACUUGAGUUACUAGGUUGUAAUCUAUCUAUGUAUGGUAUUUACAAUAUUGAAUGUGUGCCACUACAUACUGAAAUAAUAAUGCUGUACAAUUUUGAAUGGUAGCAGUUUCCGUAUGGCAGUUGGCUGAACUAUUUUGAUGUACUGCUUAAUUUUUGAAUUUUAUUUUUUAAGUUGUAUAAUUUAUUUUCUUGCAAAAUAAAAAAAAUGUAAUACAAAAGA